ACCGUAGUUGGGGCACCACUGUUGGAAAGAGGUUUGUCCCUCAGCUGAAAAUAAACUUCACUAACUUCAGCUGGUUUCGUGAUUUGAGGUCGACACAGCUGAGCUACCAGAGCACCAUAAUCAGGCAGGCAUCAUGGGCAACACAAGUGACAGAGUGUCUGCAGAUCGUCAUGGAGCCAAGGCCCACCGCUCAGACAGCAGCGGAAGUCACAAAGACCAAGAACCCAGCAGCAAGAUGGUGGACAGCACAGACGACCCCAACAUCUUCAACACCCAUGGGCCAGAGUCGAAGGUGUUAGAGGAGAAAGAAUCAGAUCUGGUAGACCAGGUGAAAACUGGUCGUCAGGCUCGGCCCACAGUCAUCCGCUGGGCUGGAGGUGGGAAGGAAGUCUUCAUAGCUGGUUCCUUUAAUAACUGGAGCACAAAGAUACCACUCAAUAAGAGCCAUAAUGACUUUGUAGCGAUCCUGGACCUGCCAGAAGGAGAGCACCAGUACAAGUUUUUUGUAGAUGGACAGUGGGUCCAUGAUUCUUCAGAGGCAGUUGUAACCAGUCAGCUCGGCACCAUCAACAACCUGAUCCAGGUGAAGAAGUCAGACUUUGAAGUGUUUGACGCCCUGCAUGUGGACUCUCUGGAGUGCUCAGACACAUCAGAUCUGUCCAGCUCCCCUCCGGGUCCAUAUGGGCAGGAGCAGUACAUCUUCAGGCCUGAGGAGCAUUUCAAAGCCCCACCUAUACUCCCUCCCCACCUCCUCCAAGUCAUCCUCAACAAGGACACCAAUAUAUCUUGUGACCCUGCCCUGCUGCCUGAACCCAACCAUGUGAUGCUUAACCACCUUUACGCCCUCUCAAUUAAGGAUGGAGUAAUGGUGCUGAGUGCCACUCACAGAUACAAGAAGAAAUACGUCACCUCCCUGCUUUAUAAGCCUAUCUAAACCACUACUUGGGAGCUCCCCGGUGCUUUUAGAGAGCAGCAUAGUUCUAUUUUGCUGGGUUAUUUUAUUUUUUUUUCUCGGUAUGAUCACAUUUAGCCAAAUCUUGCACUGAACGAGUUUACAGGCAAGCUAAAGGCCAGUGGCUGAGACUUAGUCUUGGUUUUAUUUAAAGUCUGCACUUCUGUCUACAUAGGGCUCUGAAUAAAAGUAGCAAAGUGUGUGUAGGGUGGUGGAGAGAGAGAUGAAAACCAUACUGUGGCUUUUACCUGUGACAUCUACAGACAGAUAAAGACUAAAUCACUGUGUGUAUUUAAGUGUUUGCUGCACCUUGUGAAUAUGUGCAUGUCCGUGUGUAAACGGGGAAGAAGUUGAUCUGUAAGGAUCAGUUACUGUAAUGGUGAUUUUAAGGAUGUUCUCCUAAAGUGGUGGGGUUUGAGUGUUCUUGGUGUGGAUCAACAGUUUGAUUUUAAAGUGUUGUGUCAUCAUAUUCUUGUUGAACAGAUGUCAAUCACAUGAUGGACUAAUUGACCUAACAGUAUUUAUGGCAAGUGCAUGUGUGAUAACAGAAUGGUCUAGAUGCUGAAGAGAGAAGCAGACUUGGCAUUGGUUGAACAUGAAGUGCAGUAACGUGCUGUAAAGAGAACUUAACUCAACAUAGACUCACAAACACAAUAGACAAGAACAGGAUGAGGGGGAAGCAGCGAACAAUAUAUGUAUCAUUGAAUAUCUCACAGUUCAGCUAUCGUGCAGUGAAAUCUAUAACAUGAGCUAAACUACCAUUAUUGGUCACUGUAGAUGGAGUACUUGUCUGUUUUAACAGGAAAAGCCCACUCUCCAGAAGGGGAAUGGAGGUCAAAAGGCAAUGUUUAGUUCUGCUGCUGCCUUUAUCUUGACAUUUUGCUAGCACUUUACCAUCCUGAGAGAAGGGGUGUUGAUAUAAGCUUUUAAGUACGCAGCAGGCAACUCUUACUGUACUGUAGCUUCUCUGGAUUGUAGAACACAAUUUGUGCUUUUCCUUCUUCAGAUAUGAUGACCUUGCAGUGCUUUUUGUGUGCAUCUGUAUUGAGUUUUAUUUAUCAAAUAGAAAUGUACUGUAUGUGUCUGUUACAACUGUAGUCAUACACAGAGGCGUGUACACCGAAACAGUAGAACUUGCUGCUCUGCAUGCGUUGUGAAACUUGUGAAAUUACCACACAUUUUCUGAGUGUGGUGCACAUUUCGGAAGCAGAUCGACCGCAUUCAGAUGAAUUAACAGGGCUACGAGGAGAGAUAGUUGCCAUGAAUUUAAUAGUUGUACAAUGUUUGCUCACUUGUGUUCUUUACAGUAUAGCCAUCAAAGAUAAUCUGUAUUUUGAGGUAUGUACUUUGAAAGUUAUUUUUGUCAAGUCGUGCAGUUUAAUAGUCUGCUUAUACGGUACAGUGUGAAUCAAUGGUUGAAACAGACUUAUAAAAGGGGCAUUCAUAACUCUUAUUGGUGUUUAACUAGAUGCUCUGAAAGUAUUUUUUGAAUGUAUGAAUGCCAUGAAGUUUUGUCCAAAGAGUUUUUAAGGCUGAUAUAGAAAGAUAUUGAGGACAAGCGCCAUGGCCGCGUGGUGUUUUAAGGCUGAAACCCAAAACUUGAAUUUUUUCAACUGUUUAGUGAAUGUUAUUAAAGUGCUUUGCAGAACCAGUGUGAUGAGUCUCUGUACACGGUUUUACUUCUUUGCAAAUAAAGAACGGACACGCUGG
This is a messenger RNA of Anoplopoma fimbria (sablefish), 2662 nucleotides long. RefSeq names its product protein kinase, AMP-activated, beta 2 non-catalytic subunit (gene prkab2). The transcript is spliced from 9 exons. Gene Ontology annotation, biological process: signal transduction. Gene Ontology annotation, cellular component: nucleotide-activated protein kinase complex; nucleus; cytoplasm. NCBI's taxonomy places the organism in Eukaryota, Metazoa, Chordata, Actinopteri, Perciformes, Anoplopomatidae. Bases 134 to 934 code for a protein of 266 amino acids. Gene Ontology annotation, molecular function: protein kinase binding. The record is from RefSeq and is a predicted model, not a curated record.